Closterium sp. Yama58-4 is the source of this 1155-nucleotide messenger RNA. The record is from the annotation of a GenBank genome assembly. Lineage: Eukaryota; Viridiplantae; Streptophyta; Zygnematophyceae; Desmidiales; Closteriaceae.
AUGGCAGCGUCCUCCCUCAGACCAGCCGUCAGCCAGCUCCGGUUCUGCUCCUCCGCCGACGCUGCAUCCCCUCGUGCACGUCCGAACACUGCUUGUCUAGCGAUGGCUCCCAACGGAUUGAGCUCGCUUCAGUGCACCCAUCAACCUAGACUCCGUCUUCAGACUAGCAGUAACAAAUUCCAUUCGCGGAGUAACAUCGCCAGCUCUUUCUUUGGGGAUUCUCUUCCUCGGUUCCAAUCAGCGUCUAUUUCGUCAGCAUCAAUCCUCCAAUCGCAGCGAAAUGUCGCCAGACGGAAUCUCUGGAGCUCGCCGCAGGCGGUUUUCCAAUGGGGGAAGCGGCCGGAGUACAAGGGGACGCCACCACGUGUCAUAGUGGUGACAUCGGGGAAAGGAGGUGUCGGAAAGACGACUAUGGUGGCUAAUAUCGGAAUGUGCCUCGCUCGGUUGGAGUUCAAAGUCGUCGCGAUAGACUGCGACGUGGGUCUCAGGAACCUCGAUUUGCUCUUGGGGAUGGAGGCUAGGGUAUUUCACACCGUUCAAGAUGUGUUGGCAGGGGAGGCUCGUCUUGAUCAGGCGCUUGUACGCGAUAAGCGCGUCCCCAAUUUCGAGCUUCUCUGCAUUUCCAAACCUCGGUCUAAAAUCGAUUUGAAUUUCAGCGGCAAGUCGCUGAUUCUCCUAGUGGAAGCCUUAAGAGAGCGCGAAGAGGGGUGCCCUGAUUUCAUUCUUCUGGACUGUCCAGCGGGGAUCGAAGCCGGGUUUAUAACGGCAAUCACGCCGGCUAACGAGGCGAUUAUCGUGACGACGCCGGACGUGACGUGUCUGAGGGAUGCGGACAGGGUUGCGGGGUUGUUGGAGUGCGACGGCAUAACGAACGUGUCGCUGCUGGUGAACCGCGUGCAGGCCGAUCUGAUCAAGCAAGGCCAGAUGAUGUCCGUCGGGGACGUCAGGGAAAUGCUUGGACUUCCGCUAUUGGGGGUUAUUCCGGAAGACACGGCAACAAUUGGAGCAUCCAAUCAGGGAAUGCCGCUUGUGCUGAAGAAGCCACCUACCAUGGCAGGCCUGGCAAUGGAGGCUGCAGCUUGGCGGCUGGCUCAAGGGGAACAGAUGGAUGUGGUUGUGCUUCCAGAGGAGAAGAAAGGGUUUCUCGCCUUUUAG